This is a messenger RNA of Botrytis cinerea B05.10, 882 nucleotides long. RefSeq lists its product as hypothetical. The transcript is spliced from 7 exons. The coding region runs from base 263 to 601 and encodes 112 amino acids. The record is from RefSeq and is a predicted model, not a curated record. NCBI's taxonomy places the organism in Eukaryota, Fungi, Ascomycota, Leotiomycetes, Helotiales, Sclerotiniaceae.
UGUUUCUUAUCAACUUCUUACAUCCACACGAGUAAAAAUGACAAAGAGGGCAUUCCAUGGCUUGGUUUUUGCGAUUCUGAGCUUUGAAGCCCAGAAGGCAUUAUAUAGGAUGUGGCAAAGCUAGCUUAGUCCACGAAAACCGUGAAAUCGUCGAUCUAAGUCCAAUCCAACCAAUGGUUCUGCCUGCUAUGUAACCAACCUUUCCGCCAAGACUCUCAGCAUCCUCAUAGCCAAGUACAAACGAUGCAUAUGUUACCGAAAGAUGUUUGUGGGUAUCUUCAGUAUGGAGCGAAUGCACUGUGCAGAGUUGAGAACUUUACAACUGCUGUACCAGGCUUCAACUCACUGCUACGUGGUAUUAAGCCAAUUGGCCAAUGGUCACAUGGUUCUCUUCAAAGACAAGUUGAAGAUCGAUACGCCACUCUUCUCGGAGGGGAUUGCAUACAUUAAUUGCAAUAACAUACCAAUGACUCAAUCGGUCAAACUUCCGGAAUUCACGAACCCAAGAGAAGAAUCCUUUCAAUACCUUGAGUUGGAUGCAAGAACCGGUGGCACAUCACCCUCUCCCACGACCUCCUUAUUCGACACCGCAACUUACUGAUAUUUGAAAGCGUGGCCUCCUAGUUGAAAGAAUGCGUAUCCACGAAAGAAGGCAGAGUCAGAGCACCGCACCCACCAACGUAGCAGGGGGGAUAGAUACAAAACCAGUGAUCUCAAAAAUCCUAGUCAGACCUGACGUACUUGAGGUGCAAGAAAAAAAAAACAUAAGAACCAAUUGUUGUGGCUGUUACUGCACAUUAUGGUGGUAGAGUGUCCCCACCAGAAUUCGAUAGUUCACAAUCCGCAACUCUCGCAGAACAAAAUUUGGAUUAUGGAAUCUAG